CCCCCCGCUGCCCGUCGUCGCUCCGCGCGCCGACCUCGGCUCAGUCUCUCGCCGAUCCUCUUACGAGUUAGUGCUUUUCAAUACCGUACUACCCGGCGUCCGCGGAUCCGAAUGUGAAAUUGUGUUACUAUACCAUGGUUACAGUGUUUAUUUUUGAGAGUUGGAAAAAUCUGUGAAAAUUUUUAAGCGCAACGAAGAAAGCCGAUCUCUCCCGCUCCGUUCAACACCCGGCGGCGAGAUGUCGGUGAUGCAGAAGAGGCAGCACUGCUACUUGUGCGACUUGCCCCGCAUGCCGUGGGCAAUGUUACACGAGUUCUCGGAGGCGGUGUGCCGAGGAUGCGUCAAUUACGAGGGUGCCGAUCGCAUCGAGGUGGUCCUCGACACGGCGCGGCAGCUCAAGCGAGCCCACGGCUUCCAGGAAGGCCGCGGGCCUGCACACGCUAAGGGUGCCCACCGGGCUCCGCUUGAGGCUCAUCAAAAUGGAGUCGAGAGCGCGCCCAGGGGGCAGCCGGCGCCACCGGCUCAUCACACUCCAACAGCAGGAUUCACGUUACACCAUGCUCGCCCGACUGCAACUGCAGGAUUAUUGACGGAAUACAGCCGACGGGAGGAUCACGAGGGCCGCCGCCUUGCACAUUUGCCGACGCACCACCUGCCAACUCAUGGCGGCGCAAGACUAGCACCCGGUUUGACGUUGAAGCGGCCGCUAGAGGACGACGAUCAUCAGAAUCACCACGAACCCGCUAAGCGCCUUCUGGAAGAACACCCCCGGCCACCGCUAACCCGCGGCGACUCUUUGCCUGCCGUGUCUCUGGCUGCACCGUUCGCGCCCGACCGGGUUUUCAAGCAGGAAAAACACCCACUACGCACACCGUCGUUUGAUGCCAGUUCGUUCAAAGCUAACGGUUACGGUAACAGCGCACCUCUCACGAAUGGGUCUGCGGGAUCUCCUCUGGGACGCACUGCAGGAUCGCCGCCGGUGACUGGUGCAGGUGGUGCAGGUCCGUCUCCGAUGGCAGCACUUAUGUCCGUUGCGGACACACUGCCACCCGGUUCUCCACGCUCUGCCGGCGGUUCGCCACCGCAGGCGCCGCAGCAGCAGCGUUCCAACAGCCGCUCCAGCCAACAUUCGCCCAACUCCUCAGGGUCUAACGGCGGGCGGCGGUCGUCGGGUUCGCGGCAUGUAUCGUCGACGACGUCGGUGUCGUCGACGGAAGCAGGCGAGGGUGGGGAAGCGGGCGCCGCGGCUGCGCCGCUACUCAAAUGCACUCUCUGCCAAGAGCGGCUCGAAGACACGCACUUCGUGCAGUGCCCCUCCCAACCGCACCACAAGUUCUGCUUCCCCUGCUCCCGCGACUCCAUCAAGAGACAGCAAGGAUCUGAGGUUUACUGUCCGAGCGGUGAGAAAUGCCCACUGGCGAACUCGACGGUCCCAUGGGCGUUCAUGCAGGGUGAGAUCGCCACUAUUCUGGGUGAGGAGUUCAAGCCGAAGAAGGAACGGGAGACCUAGGGCAGCGUGGCGAUGCCCCGACUGUACCUCUUGUCACUGCCGCUGUAACGCGACAGUUAGUGCUCCUCCGCAGGAGGAGAAGCCGCGGCACGCGGCCGCAGGCGCCCAAGGGCGCGCGGCUCCGCGGCGGGCUGGCCUUAAAGGCCACAUCAACCGAUCACUUGUCUUGUAUAUAGCUCUGUAUAUAAUCUUACUUUAGUUCGCUCUCCGAUACUGUCAACUGUUCGGAGCAGGAUAUGCGCCGUAUUCAGCGUGUUGGAUUUGUAAUUUUUUAAUAUUUAUUGGAGACUCAGGGGAGUUAUUUUAAUUAGUGAUUAAUCGCGCGACAAGAAUGGUGCAAUAUUCUGAAUGUAGUACAUAUCCGUUUUCGACGAAUUUUGGAUUUGUCCUGUUGAAAAUUUUCCGGGGGGUGGCGGUGGUGCAAGGAAGCGUCGCUUCCCGAGCGCGUCGAUCUCGCGCGAUGUGGGAUUUAUUCGGAUGCCAUUUUCUUAGUUACCUGUAGGUCCCGAACCAUAGUGAACUUGGCAUUUAUUUAUGUGAUUCUUAUACACUGUACAAGUAUUACACAAUAUAUAAUGAUCAUGACAUAUUUAGUAGUCAGAUGUACUGAUUAUAUAAACGUAGAUUUUCGGUAUGCGGAGGUGGAUAACUCCAUGUACAAACCUUAUUUCGGUGUAUAUGUGUAUUUAUUGUAUACCGCAAAAGCGCAAUAAUC
Messenger RNA from Hyposmocoma kahamanoa, 2225 nucleotides. It is a transcript of the gene Pits, whose product is annotated as interferon regulatory factor 2-binding protein 1. Gene Ontology annotation, cellular component: nucleus. The transcript is spliced from 4 exons. The record is from RefSeq and is a predicted model, not a curated record. Gene Ontology annotation, biological process: regulation of transcription by RNA polymerase II. NCBI's taxonomy places the organism in Eukaryota, Metazoa, Arthropoda, Insecta, Lepidoptera, Cosmopterigidae. Gene Ontology annotation, molecular function: transcription corepressor activity. Bases 239 to 1510 code for a protein of 423 amino acids.